Molecule: messenger RNA, 406 nt
Organism: Drosophila kikkawai
Lineage: Eukaryota; Metazoa; Arthropoda; Insecta; Diptera; Drosophilidae
Product: antifungal protein
Source: RefSeq, a predicted model, not a curated record
AAUGGCUUUGCCGCCGUACCUAAAUCAGUUAGUACUUUUCUGAAGCGCAAACAAUCAAUUAACCAAGCAAAAUGAAAUUCUUCAUUGUCUUCUUUGCCCUGAUCGCUGUUGUGUUGGCAGGUGGAUACGGUGGUAAUCAAGGACGUGGCCAGGGUGGACAUGGCCAGCAAGGAUUCGGCCAGGGCGGACAUGGCCAGCAAGGAUUCGGUCAGGGCGGACAUGGCCAACAAGGAUUCGGCCAGGGCGGACAUGGCCAGCAAGGAUUCGGCCAGCAGGGACAUGGCCAGCAAGGAUUCGGUGGACAUGGCCAGGGUGGUCACGGCCAGCAAGGACACGGACAUGGCGGACGCUACUAAGAAGGAUAACCUGAUAAAUGAUAUUGGAAAAUAAAAUACUUAAAUUGAAA